Molecule: messenger RNA, 1066 nt
Organism: Strongylocentrotus purpuratus (purple sea urchin)
Lineage: Eukaryota; Metazoa; Echinodermata; Echinoidea; Camarodonta; Strongylocentrotidae
Exons: 7
Coding region: 134-763 (209 amino acids)
Source: RefSeq, a predicted model, not a curated record
AAAGCUUUUGGACGAUUUUCGAUCCUCGUUGAAGACCGGCUCAGUUCAUAUGUUUGGAGUUUCGAUAAACGCAAGUUUUCUUUGACUGUUCAGUUAAUUCUAGACCUUUAAGAGAGGCAUCUGUUAUUUCACCAUGAAUGAUUUACGGUGUGGAUGCAUAUCUUUCUGGGGAGCCUUCAUCUUUGCGAUAUAUGCAGCAGCCUUAUGUCAAGCUGGUCAAAAUACCGGCCCAGAUUUCUCUAGCAAAUCAACAACAAGCAGAGAAGGGGAUGAACAAUUUCGAUAUUCAUCUCUAUCUCGCCUUUCAACUGUCCAAGCUUCCUCCAAUAAAGAAGCCAAGAAUCAUCGGAAGAAACAUUGGAAGAAAGUUUUAUCAAAUAAUGAUGAAACGCGUUCACAUUCGUUUAGCUUCAGGCAGCCUUAUUUUGUACCACAGUUAAAAAGAACGUAUGGUCGGAUUGAGAUUGCAGCCUGCAUGGACAAUUUCACUUAUGAUAAUCCAUUGAUAGGACUGAACAGGCAAAACAUUGUUCGUCAUGUGAAACCGGGUACCCGUGUCAUGAGUAGAACUUGCAUCGACCACAACGCACCGUGCUACGGUAUAUGCGUGAAAAGUGGAGGGGGUGCCAUAUGUAAGCAGCAGUAUGGCUAUGUGAUGGUUCCGGUGCAGAAGUCGAUCUCCAGAGGUCGAGUCGAGUAUGAAUACGACUUUAUAAAGUACAACAUGUCAUGCAGUUGUGCCAUACAAGAGCCAAUCAGAUAGGCCACGUGGUAUCAGGAAAAUAGAAAAAUUUGUAUCCCGUAAAAUGUUAUUAUUUAAGGCAAUAUAAGUCGUGAUUGUUUAAAUAUUAGGAAUGUUUAGAGUAAAGUGCACCUUUUUUAAAAUGCCUAACCCUAUAAUCAUAUUUUAUAUAAUGUAGAUAGGAAAGAGUUGCGAAUCUAUACAGUAGGGGCUGUGGGAAGCGAGUCUCCCCCCCCCCCCCUCUUCAAAGCGAAAAAUGUGGAAACAAGAGACAGAGAUGGUGAGAAAACGAAAGUGAGACGGAAACGAUAGCCCCCCCCCCCC